GCCGUGAAGGUUAAAACCAGACAGAAGCCCUUUCUGUCCUGUUGAGCGCCGAUCAACUGCAUUUAUGAAGAAAUGUCACAAUGCCAGACCUGAUUGGCAGGUCGUCCAGCCUGUCCAGAUUGUCCAGCCUGUCCUGAUCCGCCCUGUCCCGCAGUAAGAUGGACUUCCAGCACCGAGCCGGGGGGAAGACGGGGAGCGGCGGCGUGGCGUCCGCCUCCGAGAGCAACCGCGACCGGAGGGAGCGCCUGCGCCAGCUGGCCCUGGAGACCAUCGACAUCAACAAAGACCCCUACUUCAUGAAGAACCACCUGGGCUCCUACGAGUGCAAGCUGUGUCUGACGCUGCACAACAACGAGGGGAGCUACCUCGCUCACACCCAGGGCAAGAAGCACCAGACCAACCUAGCUCGUCGAGCAGCCAAAGAGGCUAAAGAAGCCCCGGCCCAGCCCGCUCCAGCCAAGGUCAAAGUGGAGGUCAAGAAGUUUGUGAAAAUCGGCCGGCCGGGAUACAAAGUGACCAAGCAGAGGGACCCGGAGACCGGACAGCAGUCUCUACUCUUCCAGAUCGACUACCCCGAGGUGGCGGAGGGAAUCGGACCGCGGCACCGCUUCAUGUCGGCCUACGAGCAGCGCAUCGAGCCGCCGGACCGCCGCUGGCAGUACCUGCUGAUGGCGGCCGAGCCCUACGAGACCAUCGCCUUCAAGGUUCCCAGCAGAGAGAUCGACAAGGCGGAGAACCGCUUCUGGACCCACUGGAACCGAGAGACCAAGCAGUUCUUCCUGCAGUUCCACUUCAAGAUGGAGAAGGCCCUGCCCCCGCCCGGUGGCCCGCCCCCCCCUGUCGGGAUCAAGCGCCCCCCCCCUCUCAUCGCUGGAGUGGGCCCCCGCCCCCCCAGCGACGGCCUGCCCCCUCCCCCGCCCGGCGGAAUGCCCCCCCUGCCCCCGGGGGCCCCCGGAGCCCCCCAGAUGCCCCACCAGAUGGCCCUGCCCCCCAUGCCCAUGAGGCCCCCCCCUCCAGAGGGGCUGGCCAUGCCCAGCAACUGAACUCACCUUCACCUCUUUUUUACUUCCUGGAUCCAGAACUUGACCUUUAACCUUGUCUUUUGUAAUUAAACAGUGAA
This is a messenger RNA of Salarias fasciatus (jewelled blenny), 1120 nucleotides long. It is a transcript of the gene sf3a2, whose product is annotated as splicing factor 3a, subunit 2. Gene Ontology annotation, biological process: spliceosomal complex assembly. Gene Ontology annotation, cellular component: nucleus; U2-type prespliceosome; U2 snRNP. The record is from RefSeq and is a predicted model, not a curated record. Gene Ontology annotation, molecular function: zinc ion binding; nucleic acid binding. The coding region runs from base 159 to 1043 and encodes 294 amino acids. Lineage: Eukaryota; Metazoa; Chordata; Actinopteri; Blenniiformes; Blenniidae. The transcript is spliced from 8 exons.